GGAGGAAAAGCAGUCACGCGGAGGCACUGAACACCGCACACGUGCAAUGGCAAUUCUCGCGACUUCGAUCACAAACGACACCAUCAUUAGACCAGCCGGAUUUUACGUUAUCGGAUUUACGUACUUAAAGUUCGGUAAUUUACAUUUAAUUUUUCUCGGUUUUAUUUAUGUUGUGACGGUUUUGUGCAACUUCUUUAUCAUUUUCAUUAUAUGGACAGAUCAUCGCCUGCACACACCGAAGUACAUUGCGGUGGCUAAUUUGGGGGUUGUCGAUUUGAUGUGCAGUACAUCCUUGAUUCCUAAUACGAUCAUCGCGUUUGUGACGAAAGAUACCUUCAUGUCCUACAACGCAUGUAUGAUACAGAUAUUUUUUUAUUACUCUUCAUUAGCACUAGAGUCAUUUUCCCUCAGUGUACUGGCUUAUGACAGGUUAAUUGCGAUAUGUUUCCCCCUGAGGCACAGUACCAUCAACACACCCACAAGCAUGAUCAGUAUUUUAGCGAUUGUUUGGUCGUUUAGUGUCAGCAUCAUGGUGUUCAUGAUCAUCAUCUUGGCGAAACUGUCGUUUUGUGAUUCCCUUACUGUGUACAACUUUUUCUGUGAGUACGCAGCCGUGACCAAUCUGUCAUGCAACGAUUACACACUCCAUUGGACCGCUGGCUCUUCUCUGAGUAUUAUCGUUUUUUUUGCACCCCCUUGUUUCAUCCUCAUAUCAUACGUGUGUAUUCUGGCAGCCGUGUUUCGAAUGAAAAGUGUGGAGAGUAAAUACAAGGCACUUGCAACCUGCACAGAACAUCUGGUCCUUGUGGCGAUUUUCUAUGUGCCGAUCAUAACGCUGUCCGUCAUUGAACUGUUUUUAUUCCUCGUCGAUCCAAAUGUCAAAAUGGUAAACUUGUCGUUUGCCUCAUGCCUCCCGCCCUGUCUGAACCCCAUUGUGUAUUCCCUGGCAACCAAAGAAAUCAGGAACAGAAUACUGGCUAUGCUCCAGAAAGUCAAAGCAGCUGCGUGGGCAGGGCAGGCGUAGCUUCCAUUAAUGUUUAGCCCUUGCUGUUUAGCCACAAAUGCGCAUGUCUAUGUGACGUCAAACGCAAAGUAGAUGAAAAGGGCGUUCGGAAAUAAAAACGCCAUUCGGAAAGUAGUCAUUCGGAAAAGUGUCAUUACGGAAAUAAAACAUGUUAUUAUGAAAUAAAAUAUGAUAACUUUAUCGUGAAAAGAAUAAUAAUGAGCUGUGAAUCGUUUAAUUAUUUCAAGAUAAAAUGAAGU
Molecule: messenger RNA, 1263 nt
Organism: Anguilla rostrata (American eel)
Lineage: Eukaryota; Metazoa; Chordata; Actinopteri; Anguilliformes; Anguillidae
Product: olfactory receptor 1D2-like
Exons: 1
Coding region: 47-1024 (325 amino acids)
Biological process (GO): detection of chemical stimulus involved in sensory perception of smell; G protein-coupled receptor signaling pathway
Cellular component (GO): membrane
Molecular function (GO): olfactory receptor activity; G protein-coupled receptor activity; odorant binding
Source: RefSeq, a predicted model, not a curated record